This is a messenger RNA of Oryzias melastigma (Indian medaka), 659 nucleotides long. RefSeq names its product NADH:ubiquinone oxidoreductase subunit A2 (gene ndufa2). The transcript is spliced from 3 exons. The record is from RefSeq and is a predicted model, not a curated record. Bases 291 to 593 code for a protein of 100 amino acids. Lineage: Eukaryota; Metazoa; Chordata; Actinopteri; Beloniformes; Adrianichthyidae.
UCGAUUAGUCAAUUAAUUGUGGCAGUCAUACUUCAAAUCACCUCUUCAUAAUCCGGCGAGUGACUACUGAAACUGGUGUUGAUGUUCAUGGCUGCUCUGGUGCUGAUCCAGUACAGAGGGACUCCGCAGGCAGACGUGAAUAUAAGCUAUAUAAAAACAACUGUCUGGGUCUCUGAAGCCUGACUGUAACACGCCUGUAAAACCAAACUCGGGGACAUUUGUGGUCCGCGCCUGCGCCUGGGAGACGAAACUCGGGGUAAAACAACCCUCGUCCUUCACAAACAGCAAAGAUGGCGGCGGCCGCGGUGAGGACUCUGGGUUCAAGUUUGGGCAAAAAUAUCCGGGAGGUCCGCCUCCACCUCUGCCAGACCUCCGCGGCGAGCAAAGGGGCCAGGGACUUUGUGGAGCAGCACUAUGUGUCCCUGAAGAAGGCCAACCCGGACUUUCCCUUCCUCAUCCGGGAGUGUUCUGGAGUUCCGGCCCGGCUCUGGGCCCGAUAUGACCUGGGGAGGGAGCAGAGCGUCUCCGUGGACAACAUGUCAGCCGAACAGGUGGCCGGCGCUCUGAAGACACUGGUUCAGUCCAAACCAUGACCCAAGCGCAGCUGUACUCUCCUUGUUGUGUGAUGUUGAUGAGAAUAAACUUGAACUUUAAUGAGA